GCGGACACAAUGAGGAGGAGCCGCCGCGCCGCCGCCUGAGCGGGCCUAGCCUGGCUGCUCCCCGCUUUGCCCUGCCCGCACUCAGCCCGCCGCCUUUCCACGUCCUCCGCUGAGCCUUGCUGAGCUGCCGGGCCCCGCUUUGCUUUGCCUCGCCUCGCCUCCCCUUCUCUGGGCCUUGCCUUGUCUUUCCCGGCCCGCUCGGCGGCCCCGCCCGCCCGCCCUCAGCGCGGCCGCCCCUGAGCGCGGCGCGGCUCGGCCCGGCGGCGGCAUGAAGCUGACGGACAACGUCCUGCGGAGCUUCCGCGUGGCCAAGGUGUUCCGCGAGAACUCGGACAAGAUCAACUGCUUCGACUUCAGCCCCAACGGCGAGACAGUCAUCUCCAGCAGCGACGACGACUCCAUCGUGCUGUACGACUGCCAGGAGGGCAAACCGAAGAGAACGCUGUACAGUAAGAAGUAUGGAGUGGACCUCAUCAGAUACACACACGCAGCCAACACAGUUGUGUACAGCUCCAACAAAAUAGAUGAUACAAUCCGAUACCUCUCGCUGCAUGACAACAAAUACAUUCGGUAUUUCCCCGGGCAUACCAAAAGAGUGGUUGCCCUUUCAAUGUCUCCAGUGGAUGAUACUUUUAUUUCUGGAUCCCUUGAUAAAACUAUUCGACUCUGGGAUCUUCGCUCUCCGAAUUGCCAGGGUUUAAUGCAUCUCCAGGGGAAACCAGUGUGCUCUUUUGACCCAGAAGGGUUGAUUUUUGCUGCUGGAGUCAAUUCUGAAAUGGUGAAGCUUUAUGAUCUCCGCUCUUUUGACAAGGGGCCAUUUGCUACGUUUAAGAUGCAGUAUGACCGCACGUGUGAGUGGACAGGCCUAAAGUUCAGUAAUGAUGGCAAACUCAUCCUUAUAUCAACUAAUGGAGGAUUCAUUCGACUGAUUGAUGCCUUUAAAGGAGCUGUCCUGCAUACGUUUGGGGGAUAUAACAACAGUAAGGCUGUCACGCUGGAGGCGUCGUUCACACCAGACUCUCAGUUCAUCAUGAUAGGAUCAGAGGAUGGGAAGAUUCAUGUUUGGAAUGGGGAAAGUGGGAUGAAAGUGGCCGUACUGGAUGGGAAACACACAGGUCCUAUAACCUGUCUGCAGUUCAACCCCAAAUUCAUGACUUUUGCUAGCGCAUGUUCAAAUAUGGCCUUCUGGUUGCCGACUAUUGAUGACUAAUUCCUACACUGCAGCUACUGUCAGAUGACUUUCCAUACUGCUAACAGCAGCGUAUUCUUGCAAGGAUAGUAUUGGAGUUGCCUACAUCUUCUAGACUCUGAUCCCAUUCCUGUAUAUGUUUCCAUAUGUCUUACCUUAUUGGCUGCAUUCCUCUCCAAGGACUCCUCCACUUGACCUCCUAGCAUGUUCAGAAGUGACAUACAACACUUCCUUUCCUUGCAGACCAUGCCCAGCAGGCUUCAGCUGAAGUUGGAGCUGGCACAGUAUUAUGAAAGCAGGGGAGUCUGCUUUAUUUACAAUAUGCUUGUGGCAGUUUUUAAGCUGUAAUUUUGUAUUAUAUCCUUCUUGAAGUGCACAACGCAAUUGAUGUUCUGGGGUGGAAUGUGCAGUUCCUUCCCACAAGUGCAUGUUUUUCACAUCUGGGAUCUCUGUUUCACUGCAGUCCACGGAUGGAAAUUACUUCUGUGCCAAAUGUGAACACUGACAGCUUUCAACUCAAAUAGCAGAUGCUGGAAUCUCUUGCAGUUGAACACAUGCUGAAAGAGUGGGUGACUACAUUUUCAUCACACAUCCUAUCAUCCUUUUUUGGCAAUUUAGCCUGCAACAAACCAUACACGUUUUACACUGCCAGAGCUUUAAGAAGCCUCCGUGCUGUUUGCUCUGCCAGCAUCCCAGAGGGCGCACGCAGUGCUGGAGUGUGGUCUGUGUCCCAAGCAAUAAAGGAGUCUGUCAGCAGGAAGAUGGGGAAACCAAACUGGGACUGAAAGCACAGUCUGCCUCUAUAUCUUCCUUAUGUAUCAUCAUGGCUGAUUUUUGUAAAUAUUUUUGGGGGGCAGUGGGAAUGGGCCAUAUUUUUUUACUUUUAGAUAUUAAAGAAUGUGAUGUGGGCCAGUGGUGUGGGAUGUCAAAGCUGUUUACUUUCACCAAUGCAGUUUUCCCCCUCCUGGUUUGUAAAUAAGCUCCGUUAAGUGCUCCCCAGACUGGGGUUAGACCUGUAUCACUUGGUUGAUGCAACAGCAUGCACAGUUGGUUCAUUAUUUCAUCAUGCACUUGUUACAGAGUGUACAGGUUUACAGCAGCAGCCUGAAAAGAGCGAUGCUUUAUUUACCAGCUGGAAUUGCAUUGAAAGUAAAGCUUAACAUGGUCUUGCUGGCUUUGCUCUGCUGUGGCCCUGCUCCAAGGACCACCCCCACAGAGAUGGGAGGGACAUGCUCUCCUGCUCCAGUGGGGCUCGCUGGCAAAUUAUACAGUCUUCAAGCCUUGUUCCAUGUUCUUUCUCCUGUGAUGUUGCAUUGAUUAGAUACAUCCAGUGGCAGGCCACGACGGGCUCAGAAUGAAUGUGGCAUUUAUUGUAUUCUUACCUUUCUAAAUGUGCUUGGUGUUAUAUGCUGGGCCUUGGCCUGGAAAGUGUUCUUCCCUUCUCCUGAAUGUAAAAUGUUGGCAAGGUGAAAAACACAGCUAUGGGCAUUUUCUCCGUGCACUCCAGUAUCAAUCCACACUGGAAAAUGGUGCUCAAGCAUUUUACCUUUGGUCAGUUAUCUAGCAAAGUAUUACAGCAAGGUUCUCAGCUGAGAAGAACCUGAACUCAGAGCCUGUCUCCUCCACAAGUAGAACAGCUGCUCCUGUUUUGCUUUUCCUCGCCUUUUAUGUUUUUUACAGCCUUUGUCAAAUGGAAAUGAGCUGCACAAAGAACUGGGGAUUUGGAACGAGCGUUUCUCCACUGCUGGUUCCUCUAAAGCACCACUGCCUGCUGAGCUGCAGCCUUUGCCUGUGACAGUCUUCGGGAGGACUGCUGUGCGUGAGGCAGUCUGAGAAGCUCCAUGUUUGAUGCUGUUGUGGCUGCUUUCUGCUUAGGCUGAGUGGCUUGCCUCUGCUGCCAUUACCACGCAUGUUUUGAGCCAUUUCUCAUGUCAUCGCCUGUGAUGUGAGUGUGCCUGCCUGUCCUCCAGUGGGGGAGCGAGGGGAGCAGCGGACCAACGCUUCUGCUUUCACCAAACCUUUCUGCUGUCAGAGCUAAAGUUGAGAGAUUCAUACUACGACACCAGCAUCCCUCUUCCCGCUGCGUACUGUCCCACCAGCUCCUAGAAACGCCCAGGACAAAGGGAGCUGGAUGUCUCAGACCUCACAGUUGACUGGGUUUUCACCACCACCUCCCAAGCUUGGUGUUGUUGCGUUUCAGGCUGCUUGGUGCUAUUUUACCUUUCUCAGUGUUUCUGUAAGCAGCCGUCUUCUGCAGCGGUUUGUAACGUGGAGCUGCUUGGGCUCUGUAGUGUGUUUUAACAGUUUGAUUUUUACACUCAGUAGCCAUUGGUCUUUGGGGGUUCUAAAGUCUGUUGCCUUAGCGAAUGGAUACCCACCCAGGUGUUCUUUCCCGUUACUCUUAAUAGGGAAGCAUCUGGAAGUCUGUGAUUCUAAAAAUGUUCUUUGUUGGCGUGGCUUGAGUGCUUGUCUAAAAAUCGUUACUCAGUUCUCUUCUGCUUGCAGUGUUGUACAACUUUGUGCAUUGCGGCAUGAAAUGCUUUUUUUAAGAAAAAAAAAAAAGGACCAAAGUACCCAUCUAGAAGGACACAUCCACUAAGAGCAUCAGUGGGAUUCUACAGUGAGAUGAACUCACAGGUUUGUGCCCAGCGCAGCACUAAGGCUCAGUUCAAACUGGAAUGCUUUCCCAGGGCCAAGCACAACCUGCACGGUGGCAAAACCAUCUUAGGGGUUGGUGGGGCAGUGAAUGUUCUCCAUUUGCCUUUAAAAGAAGGAAAUGGGCCGAGUAGUGUCAAGAAACUUUAGUAUCCCGUGUUCCUGACAGAUUAGGUGAGUAAAGGUGUUAGUUUCCAGCUUCUACAGGCUUCUCUAAAGGUUACAAGACUACAGUUCUUGUGUUCUUCGGGGCACCUAGCUAAUGAGAAAUGUACCUCGUUAAAAACAGCACUCCCAGAUCUAACAGUGUCCAAACUUAUGUAAAGCCAAGUAGGAAACAGCAUUCUGCACCCCACCCCCCUGCUGGACAUCUUUUAUGCCAACCCUUUGUUCUUUGGGAUGAAAUAAAGGUGAAGGGGAAUCAA
Molecule: messenger RNA, 4269 nt
Organism: Numida meleagris (helmeted guineafowl)
Lineage: Eukaryota; Metazoa; Chordata; Aves; Galliformes; Numididae
Gene: WDR82
Product: WD repeat domain 82
Exons: 9
Coding region: 269-1210 (313 amino acids)
Cellular component (GO): Set1C/COMPASS complex
Molecular function (GO): protein binding; chromatin binding
Source: RefSeq, a predicted model, not a curated record